AUGGCGAACCCGCAUCCCAUCCCCAAGGUCUACCCAGAGCAUCCCUUUCACGCCAAGAAUGCCAUCAAGUCCGGCGUCAACGGUGCCAUGAUUGGAGGUGCCGCCGGUCUGAUCGCAUCCGCCGUCCAGAACUCCCUGGCCAAGACCAACGUUGGAGCUUUCGGCAUCUUCACGCGAUCCGGCGCCACCGUCGCUACCUUGACUGCCGUACCUGCCGUCUACUGCUUCGUCAAGGACGCCUCGGCCAACCUCAGGGAAAAGGACGAUACCCUCAACACCACCAUCGCGGCUUUCUUCGGUGGAGCUACGCUAGGUCUACGAUCACUCCGUAUCCCCCAGAUUCUUGGCCAGGGAGCACUUAUCUCCGUGGUUCUCACAGCUUUCGAUUACACCGGAGGCCAUUUGAAGGGCAAGCGACCAGAGCACGAGUUUGCAGACGAGUUCGAGCGCAGGCAACAUCUGAGACUAAACCGCAGGCGGCCAUUAACAGAGACAAUUGCGGAUAUCGGGGAGGGUAGAGGUAUUGAGCCCCCAGGCUACAAGGAACGAAGAGCAGAGAGACUCAAGGAGAAGUACGGCGUCGAGAUCAACCCCGUUUCUGCCACAGUCGAAUAA
Molecule: messenger RNA, 615 nt
Organism: Truncatella angustata
Lineage: Eukaryota; Fungi; Ascomycota; Sordariomycetes; Amphisphaeriales; Sporocadaceae
Exons: 4
Coding region: 1-615 (204 amino acids)
Biological process (GO): mitochondrial respiratory chain complex I assembly
Source: RefSeq, a predicted model, not a curated record